Messenger RNA from Penicillium roqueforti, 1539 nucleotides. RefSeq names its product putative MFS transporter. Bases 1 to 1539 code for a protein of 512 amino acids. Gene Ontology annotation, biological process: transmembrane transport. NCBI's taxonomy places the organism in Eukaryota, Fungi, Ascomycota, Eurotiomycetes, Eurotiales, Aspergillaceae. Gene Ontology annotation, molecular function: transmembrane transporter activity. The transcript is spliced from 4 exons. The record is from RefSeq and is a predicted model, not a curated record. Gene Ontology annotation, cellular component: membrane.
AUGGUCGAUUCAGAGAAGGGCCAAUUCUCGUUCACUUUGACACCAACGGCCCAAGACCUGCAUACCUUGGAGCCAGUGGUUCAAGAGACCAAUGCACAGUCCGACGGCGUGAUAUUCGACCAGGCUCCUCCUGAAGAUGGUCAAAACAGGCUCAACGCAGAGCGCGGGGUCGAGUGGGCCGCUUUAGAGAAGCGGGUACGAUGGAAAGUCGAUCUCCGCCUGUGUAGCAUCGGCGGGCUCUUAUGCAGUCUCAAUUUGCUAGACUCGGGCAUUUUGUCCUCAGCAUCGGUGACGACGAUGCUGGAUGAUCUUGAUCUGGGCCAGGGCAACCGGUUCUCUGUCUCCAUAUUUAUUUUCACAAUUGCCAGUGUGAUCUUUCAGCUGCCGUGCACAGUGGCAGUUCGCUUUGUCGGUCCCCGAAUCUGGUUUUCGACAAUCACAUUCACCUUUGGGCUGUUGACGCUAUGCACUGCUUUCGUGCGCAACUGGCAGCAGAUGAUUAUCCUGCGUGUGCUGCUCGGUAUCGCCAUGUCCGGUAUUUACCCGGGUCUGACCUACCUGGUUAGCGCCUGGUAUCCGCGACAAGAGCAGCAGCUUCGGUUUGCAUUCUUGCAGUCCGGGGAAGUUGUGAUUCUUGCGACUGGCAAUAUUGUCAAUUUUGGUCUCAAUCAUCUGAAUGGCGUGGCCGGGUUGGCGGGUUGGCGCUGGAUGUAUGUUGUUCAGGGUCUCAUUACUUGUGUCCUGGGUAUUAUCACCUACUGGUGGAUGGUCGACUUCCCCGAGAACGCCCAGCACAGCUUUUGCUUUCUUUCAGACCAGGAAGCGCGCCUCGCAACGCGCCGAAUUCAGGAUGAUCGAGCUGAUGUUAUCCCGGAACCGUUUUCCUGGGGCACGCUUCUUGCUAAUUUCAAGGAUCCGAAAAUCUACGGCUUUGCGAUCAUGUUCUUCUUGCUCAAUCUCAUAUCGACUGCCUUGUCGUAUUUUCUACCCAUCAUCUUACAGUCCGGUAUGGGUUUCAGCUCAAAUAAAUCCAUUCUGCUCUCCACACCGCCUUACUAUUAUGCCAUAAUUCCGGUUAUUCUCACAUCACUGGUCGGAGAUUUCUACCGCGUGCGUGGGCCGCUGAUCAUCUUCAAUGCCCUUGUCCUCAUAGCUGGGUUCCUGAUGUUCGGUAUUCCCGUAUCUACCCGGGUGGCAGUGCGUUAUAUUGGGACCUUUCUGGCGACCGGUGCUUAUAUCUCGAACUGGGCUGCCCUCAAUGCCUUCCAGGCCAACAAUAUCGUCGGCCAGUGGAAACGAGUGGCCACCGCGGCGGCGGUCACUGCGUGUAACGGACUCGGGGGUGUAGCAGGCAGCUUUAUUGUCCGCCAGCAAGAAGCCCCGCAAUACCAGACCGCAGUUUGGGUGUCAAUUGGGUCUCACAUUCUUCUCAUUGCCAUCGUCGGCGCAUUCACGAUUUACUUUUACAUUGUCAAUCGACAGCAAAAGCGAGGAUUAAAGAUUCUUGAGGGUGUAUCUGGCUUCAGAUACACUUACUGA